Molecule: messenger RNA, 3309 nt
Organism: Schistocerca cancellata (South American locust)
Lineage: Eukaryota; Metazoa; Arthropoda; Insecta; Orthoptera; Acrididae
Exons: 13
Coding region: 43-2775 (910 amino acids)
Source: RefSeq, a predicted model, not a curated record
CGCGCACUUCGCAGCCGCAGCCGCCGCACGCCACAGCCCGCCAUGCCGCUGCUACUGCUACUGCUGCCGCUGCAGCUGCAGCUGGCGCGCGCCGCCACCUUCACCGUCGACGGCAGCCUCGCCGCUGUCGACAGCGACUGCUACGAGCGCACGGCGAUCGGGCAGCGGCUGCCGGCCUCCCUGGUGCGCCGCACUGCUCCCAUACAGCUGGUGUCAGACUGCGAGGCGCAGUGCGACCGGGACCUCGACAAGUGCAACGCCUUCAGCUUUGGCGUGAGCAGUGCGGGCAACGGCAGCUGCGAGCUGUCGGAGAGUGUGCCGUCGCGCGGCGCGCUGGAGGAGCACCCCGACUACGACGUGUACGUCCGCAAGGAGGAGUGCCGCGUGCUGCCCCGGCCACCGUCGCCGCCGCCUCCGCCCGCCUACCCCGACUACGACCACGACCACGGCCUCGACGACCGUUUCGACAACGACUGCUACCAGCUGCUGGGCGUCGGCGAGCGCCUGGCGCCGGACCAGGUGCGCAGCUCGCUGCCGCUGCAGUCGCUCGCCGCCUGCCAGCACGCCUGCUCCACCCAGCGCCGCUUCUCCUGCCACGCCCUCGCUUUCCGGAGGGUUGAUGGCGGCGUGUGCGAGCUGUCGUCUGCGAGGCCGCCGGAGCUGCGGCUGCUGCGAGACGUGCGCUUCAGCGCCUACCAGCGCGAGACCGGGGCAGCCUGCACCGACCCGCCGCCCACGCCGCCCGUCGACGUGUACCCCUACCCGCCUCAGUACCCGCCACAGGACCUGCCGCCUCGAGACUGCUUCGUCCGAGCGCGCGUCGGCUUCCGGCUGGACCGGUCUGUGGUGCUGGCUCAGCUGGAGGGUUCACUGAUCGCCUGCGAACACGCCUGCCUCGUCGAGCAACGUUUCCCCUGCCUCUCCUUCAGCUACAGGUACAGCGUGGAGGCGCGGGUGCCCCAGAGCCGCUGCAUGCUGAGCGACGUGGAGCUGCGCCGCAUCGACCCGUACACGGCGCUGGUGCCGGACCGCGACUACGACAUUUACUCGCGCGAAUGCCCAGUGGACGUCGGCGGCGGCUACGGCCACGACCGCCACGACCACGACUACGGGCGGCCUCCAGUGCCUGCCCCAGCGCCGCCGCCCCCGCCGCCACCGCCAUUGCCUCCACUGCCGCCAUCGCAACCCGAUGCAGACUGCUUCUGGAGGGUGCGCAGCGGCCAGAGGCUGCAUCCCUCCGUGGUGCGGGACUCGCUGAGCGCCCACUCGCUGGGCCAGUGCGAGCGUGACUGCCUCAACGCGCGCUUCUUCACCUGCCGCACCUUCAGCUUCCGCUACGGCCCGCCGGUGAUCGGCGGCCCGUUGGAUAACUGCCAGUUGUCAGACUGGCCGGCGGCGGAGCUGCGCCCCCUGCGCCAACUGGUGGACGACCUGGAGUACGAGCUGUACGAGCGUGGCAGCUACGGCCGCGGCUGCGAGCCGCCGUUCCCCAUUCCGCCACCACAGCCGCCGGUCCAGCCGGGCGUCGGGGGUCGCGAGCCGCCGCUGCUCCGGGACGAAGCGUGCUACGUCAGCUACGGAGCCCCGGCGCAGCUGCUGCCACCGGUCGUCAAGAAAGUCCUCAAUGUCCCCACGGAAAUGAUCUGUAGGUCGGAAUGCACACGCGCUAGAGAAAAUUUCGAGUUCUACUGUGCAUCUCUGAGCUUCGGGAUGACGCGUGGUGGACGUCCUGCUAAUUGUCUUCUGAGUGACAUUGAACAAAGAGACCUUCGUCCAGGGAUUGACUUCGUUCACGAAGAAGAUAACUGGCUGUUUGCCUGGAACUCCAGAGAUCCAGUUUGCCAGCCUCAGUACCCCAUAAACAAAGAUCCCCCAAUUGAACACAACUACAUACCGCACACGGGCGGCUCGGACACGUGGAGUCGGUUCACGGUGUCGGGGCAGCCGUGCCGGCGUGGGACGUUCUGCAGCCUGAACGUGGCGGGCGGCUUCUGGUCCUGCGAACUGGAGGGCGGCGACGCGGGCGCCUGGGACUACUGCUGUCGCCAGGGACACCACUGCGGCUACUCAGACGGCUACCACUACCCCUGGUGCUACGUUGGAACCUUCAGUACAAAUCAGUGGAGACCAUGCAGUGAACGCUAUUUACCAUAUCCCAGCCAUGGUUCCAGACAUGACUACGGACCACCACAGUACUGGCCAGUUGCAUACUUGCAUAAAGAAUCACCACCAAAUGCCACAUCAAGUUACACAUCAUUGCCGUUUGAGUCAGGUUUUCAUAACUAUGUGGAUGACAGACAGUUGCAUGCUAAAAAUGUAGAUAAAUUCAGGAAUGAUAAUUACAGUAGAAGGCCUUAUAACUCAAAGGAUCAAGGACAUGUAUCUCUCAAAACACAGUCUGAUAUCACAGCUGCAGUAGCGUCCAUAAUUAAAAGCAAAGGUAGUUCUUCAAACUCCUCUCUUGGUGAUACAAACAUUAUACCCUCUUUCGAUGUAGUUGAAGAUACAGAGGCAAUGUCAGAUGCCGGAACAGUAGUUAAGGAUACUGGCAGAAAUUCUAAUCAGAAAGGAAGAAUGAGAGAACCUGGAACUAUCAUCAAGCUUCAACCACGAUAUGUUCAUGAAACUGAUAACAAUAAUAAUGGAAGACUUGCCAGGACCUGGCAGUGGCGAACAGCAGACAUUAAAACUGCACCACAGCCGACAAAGAUAGAGCUCAGGGAACCACUUAUGAAUGAUACAACUCUCACACAUAUCCGAGAUUACAAACAGUAGUGUCCAAAAAUUCUCAACUCCCUACAGGCAAUAAAGAACAUAAUCAAACAAAAUUUAAUAACUGGUGGUCUUUUUUUGCGCAUCCCUGAACGACAUCCGUUGUGUUGCUGUAGACACAAUUUAUUUGACAUCAAGUUCAACAUUUAUCUGUGUUAAAGUAAUACCUUGAGGUGUCUGGAAAGUGGACUGUUUCUCUGUGAUUCACUAAUUAAUAUUUUUUCAUUGAUUGUGAAUGUUAAACAAGUACAGUCUUUUGUACUGUGUAAACUGGUAGUAUGAACUUUUUGUGUUAAACAUAAAAUGGAAAAUUGUGGAUACACAAAGUGUGAAUUUGUUCCAGCACGUCGUUCUACCUGCAAUAUAAGAUUCUUUGAAGUACUCAAAGUGCAGCAUUAGAUUACACAGAAUUAUCAGCUUGUACUAUUAAUUUGAGAAUGCUAAACAGUGUGUUGUUGAAUAAUAUGACAUUUUUGUAUAUGUUCAUGCAUUUCAACAAACAUGAAAUGUCUUCAAAAUAAAAGAAUUUUGUUUUUA